This is a messenger RNA of Dentiscutata erythropus, 1286 nucleotides long. The record is from the annotation of a GenBank genome assembly. NCBI's taxonomy places the organism in Eukaryota, Fungi, Glomeromycota, Glomeromycetes, Diversisporales, Gigasporaceae.
UGUUUGUGAACAGUUAUCAACAUUAUUAUAUAAAAUUGCUGUAUUUAUAGAUGACGAGAUUGUUAAAAUAUAUGACAAUGCUACACGCAAGAAUCCCAAUAGUGAAGAACUUAGCAAUCAUUGGUUCAUGGCGAUGGUUAGGAAUAGUGAUUUCAAGGGACAACAGCAAGUUGCUUUAAAGCUACAUAAGAAUUUCAAAUCAAACAAAUAUUUAUUCUGGGCAAUCAUGAGCUUGGUUUUACAGGCAGAGAAUGCGCCUGCUAACCAAUCAGGAAUUUUUUUAGAGCUGGCCGAACGCAUGAUGGACAAGGCUGUGAAAGAAGGGAAAUUAGAGCAAACUGAAGAGAUUCUUCUUUAUUUAAUUGUAUUGCUAGCCCAAAAUAAAUUUAAAGCAGCUUUAUAUGUCUUGGAAGGUGAUUUGGGUAAGAAAUGCAAAGAAGAUGUCGAAAUUAAUCGUAUUCGGAAUGAUUUGUUCCUUAAAACGAAUAAUUGGAUCAAAGCAAUUGAAAUGAGCAAAAAAUCGUUGACAGAAUCGAAUCCGGAUGAUUGGAACAGCUAUGUUACAUACUUAGAAUCUUAUUUACACCUACUUUCUGAGUCUGAUAAGAAUGAGAAUGGAAGCAGCCCAGCUUCUGUUAAUUUGGGCGAAGCUCGCGAGUUUUUGUAUUCAUUACAAAAAAGUGUGAUAGAGAGUUCUGAUAUUAAACGGGGUCCUUUCCUUGCUGAGCUUAAAUUGGAGAAGAGCAUCGUCGAAAAAUUAAAAGAUUGUAAACCGGCAAAAGAAAUCGAUACUCUUAUUGUCGAUUAUUUUCUCAGGUUUGGAUCCAAAGCUUGUUGCUUUGAAGAUUUGCAACCUUAUUUGAAGGAAAUUCAUAUAGAUUCUGCUAAAAUAAUAAUUGAGAAAUUUAAAGCUACAAUUGAUGAGUCUGGUGAUGACGAUAAGUCCAAGAUUCAAACCAUCAAAAAGAAUGUAAAUAUUCAUAAGUUUGAGAGAUAUCUAAAUUUACUUGUAGAAUAUAACGAGGUCGAAUCAACACAAUAUGUUAAUAAACUAUGGCAUUCAUAUAAAGGCUCGCUUCAAUAUGGAACCAAGUUACUAGAAGCAGAAAAUCAACACGGCGAUGACUUUAUGUUAUUAUGUUCACAUGUUUUAAUUGAUUUAUAUAAAAAAUUUGGCAAGAGCAGUUAUAUCUUCCAAGCAAUUUUCCUCUUAGAAGCUGCUAUGAAAAAAAGCAAUUAUAACUUCCAGUUUAAAUUACUUUUGAUAAGAUUGUAUCAGACGAUUG